Molecule: messenger RNA, 745 nt
Organism: Schistosoma spindalis
Lineage: Eukaryota; Metazoa; Platyhelminthes; Trematoda; Strigeidida; Schistosomatidae
Source: the annotation of a GenBank genome assembly
AUAGAGUGGAUUUUCUUUUGACUAUUUGUGCCUGACAGUAGUCAAUGUAUGGAGUUAAUAACAUAUCAUUUUUGUCCGUAUUUUGUAAAUUACUUAAUGGAGCAAUUUUUAAAGUUUACCUUUUAUAUCAAAUUUUAGAUGCCGUUGUCAAGAAGUUUUCACUUGAUCGUGGAACGAUCAUUGAAUAUGUGAACUGCUUGAAAUUAAUAAUGGAACAGCAGUCAGUGCAUGAACUUAAACAAGGUGUGUGGAAAUGUUUUCAAAUAUUUUGUUUCACGUUCGAUAAAAUGAAGGCUUUGCUUUCUAUGGGCCAAUCGUGUGCACUUUUAUUGCAUACUUAUCGUACAACAUAGUUUAGCAAUGUGAAAUUCCUUUAUAACCCACUUAACAGACCAGUCAGGCAACAUCUUCAACAUUCAACAACAUUAUCCUCUAACUCGCUUUUCUCUUCAUGUCAAAAUUUAUCAGAUAGAUUUGCUUGAUAAAUAACGUCAAAUUUUCAUCCCUAAACAUUACUUGUCACCAUGAGCCUUCAAAACUUCUCAUUUUAGAAUAUUCUCAUACACUCACCACAUAAAUGACCCACUACGUUAACGACACAUAGAAUUCUUCCAUGUUGGAUACAAUUUACAAACCCUCCUAUAUAUCAUCUCUAACUUACUAUUUCGUAAACAUGACAUCAAGUAUACAUAUUCACACAUAGAGUAAUCAGUAGCGCGGUUUUAAAUUAUGAAGGAAUGCACAG